GCGUCUACCAAACGCUAGGCCAUGUCGUAAAGCAUCCACCCAAUAAUAUACAAAAUCUCUUUGGAGAAGGAGCAAAGAAAAGCAAAGCCAGGCGGGGCAGGCAGAUUCACAAUCUUCAGCAAGAAUCUAAUUUUCUCGAUCACUCCAAUCAAUCAAUGGCUGAUCCUGAGUUAGAAGCAAUUAGACAAAGAAGAAUGCAAGAGCUCAUGGCUCAACGAGGCAUGGGAAAUCCGCAAAAUUCUGAACAACAGAAGGCCCAAGAAGAUGCAAAGAGUGAUGCUGAGGAGCGAAGGCAAAUGAUGCUUAGUCAGAUUUUGUCUUCUGAAGCACGAGAAAGACUUGCCCGAAUUGCUCUGGUGAAGCCUGAGAAGGCAAGAGGUGUUGAAGAUGUCAUCUUGAGAGCUGCUCAAAUGGGUCAAAUAGUUGAAAAGGUUUCUGAGGAGCGGCUCAUAUCAAUGCUGGAACAGAUUAACAACCAAACAACCAAGCAGACAAAAGUCACAAUCCAGAGGCGUCGGAGUGUUCUAGAUGACGAUGAUUAACUCAUAUGCAACCUGUGUUUCAAUCGGUGUUUUAUAUUGGUAGUAUAUUUAUCCUAGACACUUUUUGUGUGUUUUGUAAGUAAAAUGCUCAUCUGUAUUCCUUGCUAGACCUUGUAGUCAUAAUCCUCAUGUCCCUAUCAAUCCUGUUUCAAAGACUCAUUCUGAGUUUGAGUGAUGAAUCUGGCUAGCAUUGACAACCACCAAAUUUGCCAUUUGAAAAAGUCAAAAUUGGUAUGAUGAUGUGAAAAGAUUCAUUUUGGUCCCGAUGCUGGGCUGGCGUGGUUGUUGGAUCAAUGUGAUGGGAUGUAUUGAUAAGAAAGUAGGAUUACCAUGGCUACAACUGUGAAACUUCGGUGUGUAACUGGCAUUUUCAAACUAUUGGUAACUAUUUUAUUUUAUUAUAUAUUUCGUUCUGGUGAA
Populus nigra (black poplar) is the source of this 962-nucleotide messenger RNA. RefSeq lists its product as uncharacterized. The coding region runs from base 156 to 542 and encodes 128 amino acids. Gene Ontology annotation, cellular component: nucleus; cytosol. The record is from RefSeq and is a predicted model, not a curated record. Gene Ontology annotation, molecular function: DNA binding. Lineage: Eukaryota; Viridiplantae; Streptophyta; Magnoliopsida; Malpighiales; Salicaceae. The transcript is spliced from 7 exons.